This is a messenger RNA of Oryza brachyantha (malo sina), 2154 nucleotides long. Its product is annotated as pentatricopeptide repeat-containing protein At1g71490. Gene Ontology annotation, biological process: RNA modification. The transcript has a single exon. Bases 36 to 2132 code for a protein of 698 amino acids. Gene Ontology annotation, molecular function: protein binding; RNA binding. The record is from RefSeq and is a predicted model, not a curated record. NCBI's taxonomy places the organism in Eukaryota, Viridiplantae, Streptophyta, Magnoliopsida, Poales, Poaceae.
UUCGUUCAUUAGUUCUCCGAUUUCAAAAGGCCCGGAUGCCCAAGCCCGCCGCGGCGGCGUUCUUACCACGGUCGCCGUCGCCGCCGCCGCCGCCGGCACAGGCCGAGCCUGGCGACAACGGGGACUCCUUCCAUUCCCUCCUCGGUUCUCUCUCCACCUCCUCCGCGCUCCGCCUCCUCCCCUUCCCACUACUCGCCUUCUCCCGCCUCCGCCACCUCCUCCCCGCCGCCGCGGGCACCUCCCACCUCCUCCUCCGCCCCGUCGCCGCCCUCCUCCUCCACCACCGCUCCCACCUCCGCCUCGGCGUCCAGCUCCACGCGCUCUCCCUCUCCCUUGGCCUCUCCCGCCACCCCUUCCUCCUACCGCGCCUCCUCUCCGUCUACACCUCCCACCCUUCCCUGCUCCCCUCCGCCUCCGCCGUCGCCGCCGACUCCACGGUCCCGCUCCCCUACAACGUCCUCAUCUCCGCCUUCCUCCGCCAUGGACUCCCGCAGCAGGCCCUGGCAACCUACCAUGAAAUGGGCAAGAACGGCGUGCUCCCGGACGUCUUCACCUACCCCUCCGUCCUCCGCGCCUGCGCCGAGGCCAGAGACCUCGUGUUCGGCCGGACCGUGCAUAUGCACGCCGCUGGCGCUGGGAUGGACCGCCAUUUGUUUUUCCAGAAUGCGCUGAUGUCAAUGUAUGCCAAGUGUGGGGAUCUCGCCUCUGCACGCGAGGUGUUCGACGGUAUGGCCCAGAGGGAUGUGGUAUCAUGGAACUCGAUUAUAUCAAGCUAUGCAGCUGCUAGGCAUUGGCCGCAGGCUGUGGAGCUGUUUCAGAGGAUGCGAGAUGAGGGGGCAGAGGUGAACUCUGUGACGUGGAACACAAUUGCUGGGGGGUAUAUUCAGAUGCGAGAUCACAGGGCAGCGGUAGAGCUUAUCAGGGAGAUGGUUAGAGGUGGUGCAGAGGUGGAUUAUGUAACACUGGUGAUUGGUUUGAAUGCUUGCUCACGGGUUGGGUGGUUGAGGCUUGGUAAGGAGAUCCAUGGGUUGGCUGUGCGCAUAUGCUGUGACCAAGUUGAGAGUGUUAGCAAUGCAUUGAUCACGAUGUAUGCUAGGUGCAAGGAUAUGGAGUGUGCUCGCAUGUUGUUCAGGAUGCUGGAGUGCCCUGGGGUGGUGACUUGGAAUACAAUGCUAUCUAGCUUUGCACUGUCAGAUUGUGCAGAAGAGGCUUCUAGUAUAUUCCGUGAAAUGGUAUGCAGAGGUGUGCAACCUAAUUAUGUUACUGUUGUUACCUAUCUUGCUCUCUGUGCCCGUGUUGCAAAUCUGCAACAUGGGCAGGAAGUUCACAGUCACAUUAUUAAGCAUGAUUUCAAAGGGUAUCGGUUGUUAUGGAACUCUCUUAUUGACAUGUAUUCCAAAUCAGGGAGACUGUUUGUAGCACAGAAUGUCUUUGAUAGCAUGGAUGACCGUGAUACGAUAUCUUACACUUCAAUGAUAGCAGGAUAUGGAAUGCAAGGUAAAGGAACACUUGCACUUCAACUUUUUGAGCAGAUGAUUGAUAGCGGGAUCAAGCCUGAUCAUAUAAUCAUGGUCACUGUACUCUCUGCUUGUAGCCAUUCUGGACUUGUUCCUGAAGGAGAAGAGAUUUUUGACAAGAUGGUCCGUUCAUAUGGUAUUAAGCCCCAGAUGGAGCAUUAUUCUUGCAUGAUUGACCUAUAUGCACGUGCUGGAUUAUUGGAAAAAGCAGAGGAAAUGCUUGGCCGUACCCCUUUUCCUCCAACGUCGACGAUGUGGGCAGCAUUAGUUGGGGCUUGUCAUGAUAGAGGCAACAUAGAAAUUGGUGAAAGGGCAGCAAGGAGACUUUUAGAGAUGAGGACAGAGAAUUCUGGGCACUAUGUUCUGAUUGCUAACAUGUAUGCAGCUGCCGGUUGCUGGGAUGAACUAGCAACAGUCAGGAAACUAAUGCGUGACUUAGGUGUCACAAAAGCACCUGGGUUAGCAUGGGUUGAUCUUGGCAAUGGGUUCACCCCUUUUUUAGUUGGAGAUAGGUCAAACCCACUAGCACCAGAGAUCUAUGAGGUUUUAGAUGAACUAUCUCAGGAAAUGAGGAAUAUCAGUGAUAUAGACAUAUUAGAGGAAAACAUAGAGUAAACAUGUAGUGGUAGGACAUGAA